AAGUUACCAUCCCUCGGAUUGCAAAACAAAAGAGAUUGAUAUAGGCACAGCCACUAUUGCUCGGCAGCUUACACUUCACAUAAUCGGAUGGAUGACACUGUUUUCCAUGAGUGAUGUGGAGACAGCAAAAGCAAAGAUGUCAGAGACAAAGGCAGCUGCAGAGAAAAAAACAGAAGCAACAGAGGUGCAGUCAUUAUAAGAGCAGACUCACUCACUCACCCAUCCAGCACAUUAGAGAAAUAGAGAGGAGGUGGCAGAAAGCCAGAAAGCCAGAAAGCCAGAAGCAUCAUCAGACUAUCACACCCAUUAGUAUUAUCCAUGCACAGGAGAAGAAUCUGCUACCCCUCCCAACACAAAAAUUACUAUCACCCCACCUAAACAAAAUUAAUCUCUCUUUACUUCAUUCUUUUAAAUCCUAUAUCUUCUUCCUCUUCUUCACCUCACCACUAUUCACACACACACACAAACACACACUCUUCCUUCUUUCUGUCAAACAAUGAUGAGUGCAACUGCAACUGCCAGGAAUAGGUCUCCUUUCACACCAUCUCAGUGGCAAGAGCUUGAGCAACAAGCUCUUGUUUUCAAAUACAUGGUCACAGGAACACCUAUUCCACCAGAUCUCAUCUACUCGAUUAAAAGAAGUCUUGACUCUUCAAUUUCUUCCAGACUCUUUCCACAUCAUCCAAUUGGGUGGGGAUGUUUUGAAAUGGGAUUUGGCAGAAAAGUAGACCCAGAGCCAGGAAGGUGCAGAAGAACAGAUGGCAAGAAAUGGAGAUGCUCAAAGGAGGCAUAUCCAGACUCAAAGUACUGUGAAAGACACAUGCACAGAGGCAGAAACCGUUCAAGAAAGCCUGUGGAAGUUUCUUCAGCAACAAGCACCGCCACUAACACCUCCCAAACAAUCCCAUCUUAUACCAGAAACCUUUCCUUGGCAAACCCCACCAUAACUUCACCCUCUUUCCCUUUCUCUCCUUUGCCCUCUUCUAUGCCCUGUGACUCCCAACCCUUUUCCCAAUCCUACCAAAACCCUUCUCUCAAUCCCUUUUUCUAUGCCCAAUCAACCUCCUCCAGACCCCCAGAUUCUGAUUUUUCACCUCAAGAUGCCACUACCCACCAGCUAUUCAUGGACUCUGCUUCUUAUUCUCAUGAUGAGAAGGAUUACAGGCAUGUUCAUGGAAUAAGGGAAGAUGUGGAUGAAAGAGCUUUCUUCCCGGAAGCUUCAGGAUCAGCGAGGAACUAUUCUGACUCGUAUCAGCCGCUAUCAAUGAGCACCUACAAGUCCUAUUCAAACUCCAGCUUUCAGAACAUCAAUGAUGGCACCAACCAAAGACAGCAAGAGCAACAACACUGCUUUGUUUUGGGGACUGACUUCAAAUCAACGAGGCCAAGCAAAGAGAAAGAAGCUGAGACAACAAGCCAGAGACCCCUUCACCGUUUCUUUGGGGAGUGGCCACCAAAGAACACAGAUUCCUGGCUAGAUCUUGCUUCCAACUCCAGAAUCCCAACCGGUAACAAUGAUCAUGCUGCUUCCCUACUUUCAUUAUCAUAUCCUUUUUAAUAUUCCACUUCAUGCUUACCUAUAAAAUUAUUUGUACUUAUGUAGUCUCCUUUAUCCUUGGCAGAUGAAUGAUGUUUUUUCUUUUGUUAUUAUGAGCUGGUGGAUACGGCCAAGAGAGAGAGAGAGACUCGUUGAUAAAGAUCAGUUUUUUUGUGGCUGGGGUGAUUUUCUUUUACAAAAGGUGUGAUGUUAUUGUGUUAAGUGGGGGACCACAUUAGGAUUUGUGUCUUUGCUUUGCUAGAUAUUUAUAUAUGCUUCUUUCUUCCUCUUGAAGAAAAGUUAAAAAAAAAAAAAAAACAUGUCUCAGAUUUGCACACUAUGUUGUUUGACUGGAAAGCAUAUUAAGUUGCUCUGCAGUCUGCUUUAUAAUGGGUGGUAGCAAGGACAAUUCAAAUAAGCUCUGAUGUUUGUGU
Molecule: messenger RNA, 1971 nt
Organism: Vigna angularis (adzuki bean)
Lineage: Eukaryota; Viridiplantae; Streptophyta; Magnoliopsida; Fabales; Fabaceae
Product: growth-regulating factor 5
Exons: 4
Coding region: 497-1558 (353 amino acids)
Biological process (GO): DNA-templated transcription; regulation of DNA-templated transcription; developmental process
Cellular component (GO): nucleus
Molecular function (GO): ATP binding
Source: RefSeq, a predicted model, not a curated record